Messenger RNA from Cantharellus anzutake, 1110 nucleotides. Its product is annotated as MAGE family-domain-containing protein. The record is from RefSeq and is a predicted model, not a curated record. The coding region runs from base 1 to 1110 and encodes 369 amino acids. Gene Ontology annotation, biological process: DNA repair. Lineage: Eukaryota; Fungi; Basidiomycota; Agaricomycetes; Cantharellales; Hydnaceae. The transcript has 5 exons. Gene Ontology annotation, cellular component: nucleus.
AUGCCCCGCGACACACAAGUGAGGGGUCAAAAAGACAAGGGAAAGAGUGGCGCGUCACAACGACGACAAGAUUCUUCUCAGAAUGUGUCUCAAAGUCGGCGGAGACGCGACCGGGAAGAAAGUGACGAUGAUGAUUUGGAGGAAGAGGAUUCAGGCACCUCUGAUGAUGGCCCGAGUGUGAGCGCCGAUAUUAAAGCGUAUGACCUUGUUCGAAUGGCCCUCUUCGCAGAAAACAGCAAGACAUCGUUGAAGAAGGACGACAUAAAUAAAAAGAUUAUAGGGUCUCGGGCGAGAAUGGUUAACUAUGUCUUUGAAGAAGCGCAGCAGAUAUUGAAUCAGACAUUUGGCCUUGAACUUGUCGAGCUCAUGACUCGCAUCGAAAGAGAUCAGGCGGCAUCGCUAGAUGAUGUGAAAGGGAAGAAAAAAGGUACAUCUUUGAGUUCCGAGACCGGCUCGUCGAAAGCUUACAUUCUACGCAGCACGCUUCCUAAGGCGUUGAUUGAAGCAGCUAUGGAGCCAUCUCCGAUUAUUAGGGAGGCUCUGCUCGAACAAGUCGAAGAAGAGGAGGACGAGGAGAAUUCGGCACCUCUUGACGAUACUUUGAUUGCUUGGAGGGCUGCCGACGAUCCUGCAUCCAUAGGUAUCCUUCACGUGGUACUCGCUUUAAUUAUGGUGAACGGCCGUUCCAUCCCAGACCCUCAACUACGUGCCCAGCUCAAACAAUUGAAACUCCAUCCUGGUGUCCCAAUCCCUGCUUCAGCAGGGGCCACCCACAAAGGGAACAGUAUUGAUGUUCUUCUGGCUUCAUUUACCAAAUCUGGCUAUCUUGAUAGACAACGUAAUCCCCUUGCCGGAGGAAGUGCUCCAGGUGCGACGCAGGGGCGAGGGAGGAAGAGGGCAAAUGAUGAUGAUGAUGGGCGCGUGGACGAUUAUGAGUGGAAAUGGGGCAGCCGUGCAUUCGCUGAAAUAGGCGAAGUCGGCGUUGCGGAAUUUAUUCGAGAUUUUAUGGGGGAGCGCUUCAGCCAGAGGGCUAUCGAAGGAGAGGAAGGAAGUCCUCGCGAGGAAGGUGCAAAGAGCAAAGAACAGGAAAAGUAUGAGGAGGUGAGAUGA